AUGGCCAAUCCAAAUAUCUCACAAAUAGUUUCCAUAGGAUUAGUAUCCUUCUUGACAGGUUACUAUUUAAGACCAUACAUCGGAUGUGUCUCUCAAUGUACCAAAAAAUCCAAGAAACAUAUCCACAGCAGACCACCAUCCUCAUCAUCCACCACGGCUUCAUCCGAAGAAUCAACUGAAGAUUCAUAUUAUUCUGAAGAUUCAGAAGAAGACGAGGAUGAUGGAAUAGAUAUCAAUUCAACUGCAUUAAAUGAAAUCCCAGGUGAAGUAAGAAUGACCCUUAUAGUACGUCAAGAUCUUAAAAUGGGGAAAGGAAAAGCGGCAGCUCAAUGUCUGCAUGCUACGUUAGCAUUAUAUAAAAAGAUUACCAACCCACAUUCAGAAGCUUAUAAUCCAGAUAUGGUUAGUCGAUGGGAAUAUGGAAAUGGUCAAGCUAAGAUUACUUUGCAAGUACCUAAUCAAGAAGAGAUGGAUUUAUUAUAUGCUCAAGCUAUUAGUUUGGGGAUCAAUGCAUAUAUUGUCCAUGAUGCGGGUAGAACUCAGAUUGCUGCUGGUAGUGCUACCGUUUUAGGUUUAGGCCCUGCCCCAAAGAAAGUCAUAGAUCAAAUCACCAAAGAUUUAAAAUUAUAUUAA
Molecule: messenger RNA, 633 nt
Organism: Hemisphaericaspora subhashii
Lineage: Eukaryota; Fungi; Ascomycota; Pichiomycetes; Serinales; Debaryomycetaceae
Product: aminoacyl-tRNA hydrolase
Exons: 1
Coding region: 1-633 (210 amino acids)
Cellular component (GO): mitochondrion; cytosol
Molecular function (GO): peptidyl-tRNA hydrolase activity
Source: RefSeq, a predicted model, not a curated record